CUGACCAUGACCAAGUCGUACAGCGAGAGCGGGCUGAUGGGCGAGCCCCAGCCCCAGGGGCCCCCGAGCUGGACGGACGAGUGCCUCAGCUCCCAGGACGAGGAGCACGAGGUGGACAAGAAGGAGGAGGACCUGGAGCGUCUGCACGCCGAGGCCGAGGAGGACUCGCUGCGGAACGGCGAGGAGGAGGACGAGGAGGACGACUUGGACGAAGAGGAGGAAGAAGAGGAGGAGGAGGAGGACGACGACCAGAAGCCCAAGAGGCGGGGCCCCAAGAAGAAGAAGAUGACCAAGGCGCGCAUGGAGCGGUUCAAGCUGCGGCGCAUGAAGGCGAACGCCCGGGAGCGCAACCGCAUGCACGGCCUGAACGCGGCCCUGGACAACCUGCGGAAGGUGGUGCCCUGCUACUCCAAGACGCAGAAGCUCUCCAAGAUCGAGACCCUGCGCCUGGCCAAGAACUACAUCUGGGCCCUCUCCGAGAUCCUGCGCUCGGGCAAGAGCCCCGACCUGGUCUCCUUCGUGCAGACCCUCUGCAAGGGCCUGUCGCAGCCCACCACCAACCUGGUGGCCGGCUGCCUGCAGCUCAACCCGCGGACUUUCCUCCCCGAGCAGAGCCAGGAGGUGCCGCCCCACGUGGCGGCGGCGGCGGGCGCGCCCUUCCCGGCCCACCCCUACCCCUACCAGUCGCCCGGUCUGCCCAGCCCGCCCUACGGCACCAUGGACAGCUCCCACCUCUUCCACCUCAAGCCGCCGCACGCCUACGGCGCCGCGCUCGAGCCCUUCUUCGAGAGCGGCCUGGCGGAGGGCGCCAGCCCCGCCUUCGACGGGCCGCUCAGCCCGCCCCUCAGCGUCAACGGCAACUUCUCCUUCAAGCACGAGCCGGCCGCCGACUUCGACAAGAGCUACGCCUUCACCAUGCACUACCCCGCCGCCGCCGCGCUGGCCGCCGCGCCCGCCCACGCCGCCAUCUUCCCGGCCCCCGCCUCCCGCUGCGAGAUCCCGGUCGACGGCCUGGCGCCCUACGAGGGCCACCCCCACCACGAGCGGGUGCUCAGCGCCCAGCUCAACGCCAUCUUCCACGACUGA
This is a messenger RNA of Gavia stellata (red-throated loon), 1086 nucleotides long. RefSeq names its product neuronal differentiation 1 (gene NEUROD1). The transcript has a single exon. Gene Ontology annotation, biological process: regulation of DNA-templated transcription; nervous system development. The record is from RefSeq and is a predicted model, not a curated record. Bases 7 to 1086 code for a protein of 359 amino acids. Gene Ontology annotation, molecular function: protein dimerization activity. Lineage: Eukaryota; Metazoa; Chordata; Aves; Gaviiformes; Gaviidae.